This is a messenger RNA of Larimichthys crocea (large yellow croaker), 8244 nucleotides long. RefSeq names its product solute carrier family 12 member 2 (gene slc12a2). Bases 503 to 3991 code for a protein of 1162 amino acids. The transcript is spliced from 27 exons. Lineage: Eukaryota; Metazoa; Chordata; Actinopteri; Sciaenidae. Gene Ontology annotation, molecular function: ammonium channel activity; sodium:potassium:chloride symporter activity. Gene Ontology annotation, cellular component: apical plasma membrane. Gene Ontology annotation, biological process: sodium ion homeostasis; potassium ion import across plasma membrane; potassium ion homeostasis. The record is from RefSeq and is a predicted model, not a curated record.
CACUCGUAGGGAGCCCACCCUUCAGUGAUGCCGACUGCAGUGUGUAUAAUAACAGCGAGGGGAGCUCCGGGAGUCUAGGAGGAGCUGCGGCAAGGUCGACGACAGCAUCCUGUUCUGAACGACAGAAAGACGCGAGGCGGGCGGGAUUAGGUCCGGCGGCUAGCGAGCGAAAGUCAGAGGAGGAUUUUUGGAUUUACUGUCGGAAGAAGAAGAUAAAGAAGAAGAGGAGGAGAGUGGUUAAAAGUUCCCAGCCUGUAGCCUCAUGUUGCAAGGCAGCUAGCGAGCUAUCCUUCACCACAAACGUUACUAACGUUACCGUGUGCCCCCCUCCCGCACCUCUCCUGUCCGGGCAGAGCGCUGUGCUCGUCCCUGUGAAUUGGAAGCGAGUCGUGCAUCUGUCACGGGGCACCUCCCGGACUUUCGCACUUCCCUCUGUGACUUUUACGAGCCGUAGCGUGGCUUUUUCCCACACGGUGUCACGUUCGUUUGUGUUUUUUGUGCCAUGUCAGCGCCAUCCUCCACGUCUUCCGGCCCGGCGGACAGCACCGCGACGGAAACCGAUUUUUUAACCAUGGAUUCGGGGCUGAGGCCGCCCGGUCCGACGCCCAGCCUGAGCCGAUUCCAGGUGGAUCUGGUGGCGGAGGCUGCGGGCGCCACCGAAGAUAAGUCACCGAGCUCCGACGCCUCCACCACUGUCCCAUCCAGCGAUAAGGCGACUCCCACCGCUCCUCCAGAGGGUUCGGGUACUGAUUCGGGUGUCGGCGGAGAGGAAGCCAAAGGCCGGUUUCGGGUGGUGAACUUCGCGGAUCCGAGCGGAGCGGGCUGCGCGGCCUCUCCGGAGGCACCGCCGACCGAGGGGAUACAGAACGGUGACACGGUGAUGAGCGAGACCAGCUUGCAUUCGUCCACAGGGGGCCAGCAGCAUUAUCACUAUGACACCCACACCAACACCUAUUACCUGAGGACUUUUGGCCACAACACCAUCGAUGCCGUGCCCAACAUCGAUUUCUACCGGCAGACAGCAGCCCCGCUGGGCGAGAAGCUCAUCAGACCCACCCUGUCGGAGCUGCACGACGAGCUGGACAAGGAGCCGUUUGAGGAUGGCUUUGCCAAUGGUGAUGAGCUGACACCGGCUGAAGAGGCUGCUGCUAAAGAAGCAGCUGAGUCCAAAGGAGUGGUCAAGUUUGGCUGGAUUAAAGGGGUGUUGGUCCGUUGCAUGUUAAACAUCUGGGGUGUGAUGCUCUUCAUCCGCAUGUCGUGGAUCGUGGGUCAGGCUGGGAUUGCUCUCUCCUGUUUGAUUGUUGCCAUGGCUACCGUAGUGACAACCAUCACUGGCCUUUCCACCUCUGCCAUCGCCACCAACGGAUUUGUACGAGGAGGUGGGGCGUAUUACUUGAUUUCGAGGAGUCUGGGCCCAGAGUUUGGAGGCUCCAUCGGUCUUAUCUUUGCCUUCGCCAAUGCAGUGGCUGUAGCCAUGUAUGUGGUGGGCUUCGCUGAAACCGUGGUGGAACUUCUCGCCGGCGUAGAUGCCAUCAUGACAGACCAAAUCAACGAUGUCCGAAUCAUCGGUACCAUCACAGUAAUCCUGCUCCUGGGCAUUUCUGUGGCAGGAAUGGAAUGGGAGGCCAAGGCUCAGAUCUUCCUGCUCGUUGUCCUCGUCACGGCCAUCAUCAACUACUUCAUUGGAACCUUCAUUCCUCUCAAGUCAAAGGAACCAAUGGGCUACUUUGGCUAUGACGGUGCAAUCAUGUGGGAAAACAUGGGUCCGGACUUCCGAAAAGAAACAUUUUUCUCCGUCUUCGCCAUCUUCUUCCCCGCAGCCACUGGUAUUCUGGCUGGAGCCAACAUCUCAGGAGACCUUGCUGACCCACAGCUGGCCAUUCCCAGAGGAACCCUCCUGGCCAUUUUGAUCACAGGAAUCGUCUACCUGGGUGUCGCUGUUUCAACAGGCUCCUGCAUCGUGAGAGAUGCCAGUGGAAGUCCGAAUGACACAAUCAGUUCUCAGUUCAUGGCGAACUGCACUGAUGCUGCAUGCAAAUUCGGCUACGACUUCUCCACCUGUAAGAGUGAAAACAACUGUCGCUUUGGACUCCAUCGUGACUUCCAGGUGAUGAGUCUAGUUUCUGGUUUCGGGCCCAUCAUCACUGCUGGAAUCUUUUCUGCCACUCUAUCUUCAGCUCUGGCCUCUUUAGUCAGCGCACCAAAAGUGUUUCAGGCUUUGUGUAAGGACAACAUCUACCCUGGCCUGGACAUGUUCGCCAAAGGUUACGGCAAGAACAAUGAGCCCCUCCGAGGCUACAUCCUGACCUUUGGUAUCGCUCUGGCCUUCAUCCUCAUCGCUGAGUUGAACGUAAUCGCCCCCAUCAUCUCCAACUUUUUUUUGGCGUCCUAUGCCUUGAUCAACUUUUCUGUGUUCCAUGCAUCACUGGCUAACUCACCAGGGUGGCGUCCCAGCUUCAAAUACUACAACAUGUGGGUGUCUCUGGCUGGAGCCAUACUGUGCUGCGUGGUGAUGUUUGUCAUCAACUGGUGGGCUGCUCUGCUGACCAACGUCAUUGUUCUCGGUCUAUUUAUCUACGUCAGUUACAAGAAGCCAGAUGUGAACUGGGGCUCGUCGACCCAGGCUUUGACCUACCACCAGGCACUGACUCACACUCUGCAUCUCAGCGGAGUGGAGGACCACAUCAAGAACUUCAGACCCCAGUGUUUGGUGAUGACCGGUUACCCCAACUCUCGUCCGGCUCUCCUCGACCUGGUCCACACCUUCACCAAGAACGUAGGCCUGAUGAUUUGUGGACAUAUUCGCACGGGCUACAGAAGGCCAAACUUCAAAGAGCUGGCUGCAGACCAGGCCCGGUAUCAGCGCUGGCUGCUGAAGAAUGAGAGCAAGGCCUUCUACACGCCGGUGUUUGCUGAGGACCUGCGUCAGGGGGCACAGUACCUGCUCCAGGCUGCCGGCCUGGGACGCCUCAAGCCGAACACACUCGUCAUGGGCUUCAAGAACGACUGGAGGGACGGCGACAUGAUGAAUGUGGAGACUUACAUCAGUAUGAUCCACGAUUCCUUUGACUUCCAGUUUGGUGCUGUUAUUCUGCGACUGAAAGAGGGCCUGGAUGUGUCCCACAUCCAAGGACAAGAUGACUUGCUGUCCUCCCAGGAGAAGUCUUCAGGGAUGAAAGAUGUGAUUGUGUCCAUAGACACCAGCAAAGACUCUGACGCUGAUUCAUCCAAGCCGUCUUCAAAGGCCACCAGCCUCCAGAACAGCCCAGCUGUACAGAAAGAUGACGAUGAUGAUGGCAAAGCUCCAACUCAGCCCCUGUUGAAAAAAGACAAGAAGAGCCCGACUGUACCACUGAAUGUCUCCGACCAGAGGCUGCUGGAGGCCAGCCAGCAGUUCCAGAAGAAACAGGGGAAGGGCACAGUGGACGUCUGGUGGCUGUUUGAUGACGGAGGUCUGACCCUGCUGAUCCCCUACCUACUGACUAACAAGAAGAGGUGGAAGGACUGCAAGAUCCGUGUCUUCAUCGGAGGCAAGAUUAACAGGAUUGAUCACGACCGCCGAGCGAUGGCCACUCUGCUGAGCAAGUUCAGGAUAGACUUCUCUGACAUCACCGUGCUGGGAGACAUAAACACCAAGCCCAAGAAGGAGCACGUGGCGGCCUUCGAGGAGAUGAUCGAGCCGUAUCGGCUGAAGGAGGACGACAUGGAGCAAGAGGCAGCUGAGAGUCUGAAGAACAGAGAACCCUGGAGGAUCACUGACAACGAGCUGGAACUGUACCGUGCCAAGAGUAAUCGUCAGAUCAGACUCAACGAACUGCUGAAGGAGCACUCAAGCACAGCCAACCUCAUCGUCAUGAGUCUGCCGUUGGCCAGGAAGGGCACUGUGUCCAGCGCUCUGUACAUGGCCUGGCUGGAGGCGUUGUCUAAGGACCUGCCGCCCAUCCUCCUGGUGCGCGGAAACCACCAGAGUGUCCUCACCUUCUACUCUUAAACAUGCACACAGAGAAGAAAAUCCAUGUUUUUUUAAAAGCCUCACAUCCAUUUCUGCUUCUGGAGCAGAACCACAUACACAUCCCAGAUCCAGUCCAAACCUAAAGGUGCACCACAUACACUCCAGAGACGGUAGAAAACACACAGCCACUGAUGGAAACAAUGCUGGUAAUAUGAAUAAAGAUGAAGGAAGUGAUGAUGGUUGACGUGUAAAAAACAGUCAGGGUGGGGUGGGAGGGUGGGGGGGUGUUGUACGGUUGCCCACUCAGCUCCUUCUUUCUAUUUAUUCUACAAUGUUUUACGAGGUUUUUCUCUUGUAGCUCUAGUUUCUUUAAAUUUCCUCCUGAAAAUUUCAUUUUUGUCAAAGUUGAUUUCUCUCAGGCUCCAAAGCAGUUGUGCACAAUGUCCACAUUGUUCUCAUGAUAUGGAAUACCUUGAUGUCAUACUUGUUUCAUUGGACCAGCUGUCGUGUUUGUGAUGCAGCAAUAAUCACCCUGUCCUGUUGUUUUUCCUUUAAUAUUGGGAGAGAACCAUGCAGAAAGCUUUGCAACACCGUCUAAAGCCUUAUGGAUGUGCCUUCCAGCUGAAUCAGAUGAAAUAAUUAUAAUCUCUAUCCAGAUUGACAAUAUUACCUAUUAUAUUGGAUGAUAGUUAGUUUUAUUGAGUUUUAAAUGUGAUUCUUUCUUAGUUGGAGCGUUGCAUUUCUGCGAGUGGAUUGCAUGAAUUUAAUGAAGGGUCUCCACUUGAUUGCAUGAAGCCUUUUCUGUCAUUUCUCUCUUUUACCCUAAUCAACGUAUUUUAUUUUGGGUUCUUUUCUUUUGUAUUCACUUUUGAGUCUUCCUUUUUAAAGCUGUUGAAUAUUUAAGAUGGCCUCAGCUACUAAACACAAGACACAAUUUCUCUUUUAGGCACGUUGCCUAAAAAAUGUUUAUAUGGGUCUUAAAUUUAAGAUCUCGCUGUAUGUCAGAAAAAGAUGUGAACGUAGUUUUUCAAUAGCCUUGUUCAGAUGGAAAGACUAUCUCUCCCAUGUAGCUGCUGAUCCACUAGAUUAAGUAUUUCUUUCAACAACUGUUUGUGUCCACGUGUGCAGUUCUUCCCCUGAAAAUCAGUUCAAACCUUGCCUUAAUGCUAGAACUAACGAUUGUCAAAGAGUUCCUUUUCUCUUAUAAGCCAUACUGGCUGGACGGUUUGUGGGUAAAUGUAGAUAGCGAUUCAUUAGUUCACUAAUACGUGAAUAAUACGUUAGAGAAGCGUUUCAGCACAAAGGUUUUCUGUACUGUAUAUGCAUCUCAAAAUUCCUUCCCAUAGUCCACCUGCUUUAGUCUCACAUUCCUCGCUGUAGACCCGUACGUGUUGCCGGUGAAGUGAUCAAUCAACAGAUCGGAACAUAUUCCACUUUGCCAGCGUUAGCGCCACAGUCCUGCUCGUUUGUCCAGCGUAUGACGCUCUCCCAUUCCCACUAAGUCUAGAAAGGGCAGAGAGAGAGUGAAGACUGGCAGGAGGAGUGUGACAUUAGAAUGUGUCAAGGCUGAGUGAAGAUAUACCUCUAUGCAUAUGAGCUUGUGUUGCGUAAGUGCUUGUAAUAAAAGUCCAUGGCUCCUUCGUGUGAAAGGAUCUCCUCGCCUCAGUUCAUUUCAGGAGCACUUUAGGCAUGUUCCUUUUCUCUACGCUGAUUGUUUCGUACACAAAGACUUGCUUGUAGUCUUUUUAAGGGUACCAUGUGUAGACCAGUUCACACUUUCUAACAGGUCUGAUGUAUUCUGUUCUAUAGUGGUCAAAGAAUGUCAACUUGACCUGAUUCUUUUCAGAUAACCACAGAGCUCUGAUGUCUUCAAUUGAAACUGGUUUCUGCUGUAACUGAGCGACAACUGCUACUGUUUGGAGUGUUAGGUUCCAUUUCUUCUAAAGCUGUGUUCAGUCUGAAUGCAAAGUGAAUUUGUGGCAGUGCUGUGUUGACUUACUGUUACUAAAAAAAAUACAUGAAUGAGCUGGAAGGUACUGCCAGUGUACAGUCAUUAAAAGCAAAUAAACACGGCCUAUUGAACAAAAAUUCAGCUGUCAGAUUUGCAUGGAUAACAUAAGACAUGUUGAGUGUAAUCACACUGACCACAGAAGAGGUCAUGUUAAUGUUUCACUCGCUGUGCAGUUUAUUCAAACUGAAAACUUCCACUGUUUUCUAACACGAGCAGUUCACAGGAAAUGAACCUGGACCUAAACUGCAACAUAAUCCAAAAGAACAGUCUAUUAACUUGGUUCUUAUUCAAAACUGCCACAAAUCCAAUGGAAUAAAACAGGGUUCUCUUUCUUUGUAAUGUUCUCAUUCUUCUUCUGCGUUUCCUCCAGAAAAAGGCAGGUCGAGCAUUUUGACUAUCAUGUCCUUCAUGUUCUUUACUGUAUGCAAUUUCAAAAGAGGAAUGUGACACCAUCCUUAGGUUAGGUUGAAUGUACUGUAUAAUAAUGAACACUACCGCUAGGAGUUAGCAUAUGUAGUCUGCUUUGGUUUUCUCUUCUCAUGCAUAUAAAUAGUUUCCUGCAUAGACUGCAGUUAGCACAGUGCGGUGUACUGUGUGUCAGCUUCAUAGUGCUGUUAGCGUUCAUACAGCUGUAUCCCACCACUCAUCACUCAGUGCUGUUCUUAUGAAUGUAUAUACGCAUUCAGUGCAUACACUUUAACUAUAUACACUCUCAUGGUCACAGUGUAUUAAAUAUACCCAGAGUACUUUCCAAGUAUGUGAAAAGCAUGUUCUAGGUGAGGAACUGUAAACCUGAAACUCUUAAGGCACAGUCAGAGACUCUCCCUGGUUACGGUAUAGCACACAGUAGCACCCCCAAAAACCACGGCACAACUUUUCAAAAGAAGAGCCCCGAUCCAGAAUGUCAUGGAGCCAGACAGACUCCUGACAGUCCCCUCAAAACCAUUGUGAUGAUAACAAACAGACCAGUCCAGACCAGUCCAGUUAGACCAAAUUUAAUUUUGACCCUGGUUUUGAGUAAUCAAGUAGAUCUGUAGAUGCACUAAUCACUAACAAUCCAAGAGAUCUCGACAUCUGGUCACCAGACUGAAUGAAAGUGCCACUUGAAUCACCAGUGGCAUUCCAAAGAAUAAAAACUACACUGACUUCUCCUAAAGUUACUGCCAAUAGAAUAUAUAACCAUUCAUAUAUAGCACACUUUUUGUUUGUAGUCUGCAUUUUAGACAUGCCGCCUGUGAGCUCAACAGAGAUUCUGACAUUUGGGGGCGCUGUUGUGCACUAUAACACAAUCAAGGACUGUCUUUAACCUCUGUUCAUUGUUCUGCUGUGAAGCACUCGCUCUCCUUUAGUGUCACAGAGCAACAACAUUACAAACAAGAACACGGGUUACUCUAUAUUUGUAUAAUAAAGAAUAUAUAUAUGCCUAUAUAUACACACAUAUAUAAAUGUAUCAGUCCAGGGGGAUCUUUGUCUUUGAUACAUCACAUGAAGUGGAACAAAGACCUCCUGUCAACAUUUUACAACCAAAUAAUAGUGUUUGUGUGUUGUUUUCUUCAUUUAUGUCUGAUAGAUUUUAAAAACUGUCUGACAAAACUACUGUGUUCUACUGAAGAAACCAAAUGUCACCCAUGUCAUCAUCUGACAUCUCCUGAUUAUUGUGUGUAUUAUUAUUUUCUUUUCUUUUUUUGCCAAAGCCUCCCUCUUUCUCUCCAGUCCCCAUCCGCCGUGUGUCGAGCCGUGAUGAUGGAUGACCAUGAACCAAAAUCAAACUAGUCUUUCUGUCUCCUGGCGGCCGACCUCGUCCACACUGCAAACAUUAACUAACCUGUAAAUAAACUUAGUCUAAUGACAUAAAUUAAGGGAGAGGAAUAAUUAUGUCGAAUUUCAUGGAGAAAGAUAUUUAUUUUAGUGUAGAAGUUUCUCCUCUUUUGUCUUUAAUAUCUGGUUUUGGUUGUAAGUUAAUUUGCACGUUGAUUUCUUUUUUCUCUUUUGUUGCCUUUUGAUUUUAGCAAAUUCUGUCUUUUGUUUCUCUUCUUGAGUCUGUGUAUUUCAAUCUUUUCGAUGCCUUUUGAAGAAAAGACAUGACAGCAGAAGCAGAUCAAACCUGUUUUCUCCUGCUUUCACACAAACGUGGAUGGAAUCGACCCAGCUGGUUAAAGCAGUAAUGUUUUGAUACACUGUACUGUUAACAGUCACAGAUAUGCUUUUUCUAACAUUUUAACAUUUAUGAUUACCAAUACUUUGUACAUCUUUAUUGCAAUAAAUAAAUCAAAUGAAAUCA